Phytophthora infestans T30-4 is the source of this 789-nucleotide messenger RNA. RefSeq lists its product as uncharacterized. NCBI's taxonomy places the organism in Eukaryota, Oomycota, Peronosporomycetes, Peronosporales, Peronosporaceae. The transcript has 5 exons. The record is from RefSeq and is a predicted model, not a curated record. The coding region runs from base 1 to 789 and encodes 262 amino acids.
AUGGUGUUCCACAACUGCCACCGUUGGCUGCCUGCUGUCCCUGGUGCUGUAGCUGACGCUCCACUCAGCCGCCAGGACGUCUACAAUGCUUUUCAGGACGAAACUUUAGGCUGCGAGUUCAUCGCUUUUGAACCCGUCUUACCUUCCGUUUCUAGCCGAUGCCUGCCCCAGCUUCCGAAGAGCGUAUUUCUUCAAGAGCCAAGUGCUCAUUGUCCAGAAGGAUGGAAGCGUAUCCGACAAGCACCACUGGUGGGUAAAAAGUGCCAAGCCGCGCAUGUCAACAGCGCUGGCAACGUGGCAUCACCGGAGUCAAUUCGUGAUCGUGCCGACGCUUAUCGUAGUCAUCUUAAGCGCUGUCCAUACCACCGACCGGAGGUUGUUGCUACAACCCUUCCUGCAAUUUCGUCUAACAGUGACGAAGCAGGCAGCUUCUGCGACGGCAAGUUUGAACAGUUCAUCGGCAAAGUGGCUUGUGCGCGCGAACGAGGGCGUCUAUGCAAUGUAUUGGGAAACCUUGGCUUUAUUAUGCUGUAUUCGUGGUACGGCAAGGGCAAUCGACUCAUCGGCAUCAUUCGAAAUGAGGUCCGCGAACGCAAUCGCCGGGAAAGUGAUUUCGGCGAGUGUCGAAGACAGAAGAAGCCUGUUGACCCUGCAGAGAGACCAAACCAGCAGAUGCACGGAGUUUCCAAUCUAGCAACCUCGCUGUUCGCUCUGGCUGACGUUACCGAUGUAGACUACAUGGAGACUGUUGGAGCAGUGACUUUUCGUUGGACGCCAUCGUCGAUCUAG